Molecule: messenger RNA, 2118 nt
Organism: Somion occarium
Lineage: Eukaryota; Fungi; Basidiomycota; Agaricomycetes; Polyporales; Cerrenaceae
Source: the annotation of a GenBank genome assembly
GACGCUGCCGACGACGUUUAGCCUCUGCAAUUGCUCGGAUACCCACGUAUUCAUAGUCUUGGGAGUCUUCUAGGAUGUCUCUCUAGCCUGGUCUCGGAUGGCUGAAAGACGCAAAACCAUCUCACGGUAACCGCACCAGUGGUGAAUAGACGCGUUACUGAUAGUGGUACCUUACGGGGCCCCACUCUAUUCAAUAAUCAUUACUGCUCUUGAGAACAUCUGUUGGUCACUUUGCUGCCUGGUUUUGUUAUGUUCCUAUCUAAUCUGUCGGCCAUUCGAAGGGGUGGGUAGUUGGUUUGGAGCAUGCAACGUUGGCCGUAGUGCAACACGUGUAGAUCUUGAAGAGCCGUCGAAGGACCAACGCCGUAAGGGUACGUUUAUCCUAACACUCAUCUCUCUUUGUUUUGCAACUAUCGCUAUAGGUAUUCAUUGCACCAUGUUUCCCUUGAAUGACUUCAAUGUCGUGUGCUGUGCACUCGCUACAUUUUCUGCUGCGGUUGGCUACCAAUAUUCUAAAAGGAGGUCGCUUAGAAAAGAAAGAAUGCGAAUUUGUAGACAAGGUUCCCAACGAAGCCGUAAGCUACGAAGCAACUCGACUAGCAGUUCAUCCUCGAGUGCGACUUUGGUUGAGUGUGAUGCAGAUUUUUCUUCUGACUGUCCUGCACCGACCGACAUUACAUUUGAGCCAAGCAAUCUGAAGAGGAAGCUUAGAGACGACGAUUUCGACAAUCCCAUCGAUGCAGAUACUCGCUCGAAUUCGCCCUCGAGAUCUUCCAGCCCACCGCAGAAGAGAUUGCGAAGCUCAUUAUCAGAAGUUGUCGACGAUAGUGAUCAUGUCCCCAUGAAGGUUGAAGAGACAUCACCAGAGCCUUUUGACCAGCCGAUUAGUGCUGCGGCAGCGAAUGCUACUGUCAUUCAUAAUCACGAUGCAUGUGCUCCCGAAGUAACCCCUCCAUCCACUACUCAGGCUGGUGACGGAUCAAUGGAGCUCUCGAAACCACCUAUUCAACCAUCCGCACGCACUGUCGCUUCUUAUAAACGAUCAACAGCGUUCGCAGCCUUUGCUGGCGCAUCAUCUGGAUUUGGCUCCUCAGGUGCUACUACCCAACGACCAGUCUGGUGCGCUGACAGGACCACGCCGUCUGUCCUUGCAGGCAGCUCAACUCCCCUUGAGCUCCUUCCCUCGGAUACCCAUGACACUCUAUUGAAAUCGAAUGCGACGCAAGAUGCGCCUGUAACUGAAUCUGACAAUAUCUCAUCGCCGUCUCCAGACCACGUGCUCACAGCUCAGUCAUAUACCAAGAGCACACAAACCAAUCUGACUGGAGAGGAGGACGAGGACGUCAUUGCCGAACUCAAAGGAGUGAAACUUUGGGUCAAGCGGGGUGAAAGAGACUUCACCGAUGGCAUGUACGGUCAUGUCAAGCAUUUGUGUCAUCGGGAGACCAAGGAGGAGAGACUAGUAUUCCGUCGCGAGUCAGUCUGGAAAGUCGCCAUGAGCGUAGGCCUACGUCCGACAGUUCGCUGCACCUCCGACGAAGAUCAGGGCUUCCUGCGUCUCGCGCUGAAGGAAACAACGGAUGAACAGGUUGCGGGGUCCGAUGCAACUCGUCAGCAGGUUGCUGUCUACGUCAUGAGGCGAGGAAGGGUUUUGAAGCCGGACUUCGUCACCUUCGCUGACACCGUCGCGAAAAGCAGUCGACUGCUCCGGACACCGAUGGAUGUCGCGUAAAGUACUCCAUUGAACACUCCAUUGAACACCCCGUCGACCGCGAUGCUAUUUUUGGCUGAAUUGAACAGCCUCCGUAUUUGCGACAUAUUACUGCUAGCGGUAGAGGUCAUCGCUCGAUGACGCUGCAGCCUCAGUCACCUCACUAAAUAUCUGGCAUGUUCGGGGUGUGGGCUGUGAAAAGCGUUCGUAGUAAAUCAUUCGUUUAUUUUUAUUCUAUGACAGUAUGUAGAUUAUGCAUCUAUUGUAUUCAUAUGACAACACUCCUCAUCCUUUGGUAACUUUGGUUGUUCCUGCAAGCCUCAGACUUCAGCCGCCCGAACUAGGUACGACAGUGGUCAUAAACAAGGGUUCAAUUGCUUCGUCCCUAGUAAAUACUCUAAUCUUUU